AUGGCUGCGGCUCCGAAGCGCGUGGCGGGAGGCUGCCAUGGCGACCGCGCCGCGCUGGGCUCGCCUGUUUCGCGCGCCUCGGCCACCGCAAUGGAGCAAGGACGCCUCUCUCGGUCGGGCCGGCGGCAAGGCGGGAGUCCGGCUCCUACCUCGGCCGGCACCAAGCCCGCCUUCGCCAAGAGCGCCGGGGCGGAGGACUCGGCCGAGGCCGACCUCGAAGCCGCCGUCUCCAAGCUCGUCUGCAAAGUGGGGCGCGUUCAGACGGAGGCGCGCACGUAUCUGCACUCGGCCAUAGGCUGCGAGCGGGCCAAGCGCUGGCGGGAGGCAAUUGAAUACUAUAGAAAGCUGCUAUCUUCCUUGAGCAAAAUGAAGUUUCCUGCAGAAUAUGUUCCUGGUCAUAGCUGUAUACGGCUGGUUUUUGAAACCUAUUAUCAUCUAGGUGUUGCUCUCCAAAAAUUAGAUUUGCACCAUGAUGCUUUGGAAGCCUUUACUAAUGCAAUAGAAGCUGCAAAUGUCCCCAAGAGUGUCUGUCAUGUCGGCUGUGUUUCUGGCUCUUACUACCAGACACCUGCGUUUGCGAGGAGAACUUACGCCUAUGUAAAAUGCGGCAAAAUCAAAAAAGCAAUAUGUGAUGCUACAAGAGCUGUGGAUUUAGACCCCAUGAAUCCUGAUGUGUACUGUAUCAGAGCUCUUGCAUGGAGCUCAGCAAAAGAAAAAAUGAGGGCCCUUACUGAUUUGAACUUUAGUUUCAAGCUGAAUUCAUCUCAUAUUUGCACUAUGAUCUUAAGGGGAGCUAUUUUAAACUCCCUUGGGAAACUGCCUCCUCCGAAGAAAAAUAAAGAUCAUGAAAAGGCAUCUAAUAUUUCCUGGGAAAGUAGGAAUUUCUUUGAUGUGGAAGAUUUUUAUAGUCCAAAAAUUCCUUCAUUCUAUGAUAAAUACCUCUGGUCUCUAAAUGUUUUUCACACCGUAACUGAAAUAGACCUGUUUGAUGGAGCUAGAUUCCUCUCCAACUCCAUUAGCAAAAACAAAGAACAAAACCUGAGGAGACCAUUUAAAUGUGGCUCUCUGACAGUGUACUCCGACAACAUUUCCUUAUUAAGGCGAAAGAUGUACUCACGGCAAAGCGUGGCAUCAGUCACUGGAAUUAAUGGAAAGAAUCGCUCCAGUUUAUCUUCAGCACCUGGUACCGGUAGUGAAAAUUUAAAGAAAACUGUGGCAAAAAGAUCAAGUUCAUUUACAGGCUGGAAUGCAUGA
Lacerta agilis (Sand lizard) is the source of this 1254-nucleotide messenger RNA. RefSeq lists its product as uncharacterized. The record is from RefSeq and is a predicted model, not a curated record. NCBI's taxonomy places the organism in Eukaryota, Metazoa, Chordata, Lepidosauria, Squamata, Lacertidae. Bases 1 to 1254 code for a protein of 417 amino acids. Gene Ontology annotation, molecular function: protein binding. The transcript has 11 exons.